This is a messenger RNA of Cryptotermes secundus, 6371 nucleotides long. RefSeq lists its product as uncharacterized. The transcript has 31 exons. Gene Ontology annotation, biological process: proteolysis; peptide catabolic process. The record is from RefSeq and is a predicted model, not a curated record. Bases 131 to 6022 code for a protein of 1963 amino acids. Gene Ontology annotation, molecular function: metalloaminopeptidase activity; peptide binding; zinc ion binding. Lineage: Eukaryota; Metazoa; Arthropoda; Insecta; Blattodea; Kalotermitidae. Gene Ontology annotation, cellular component: cytoplasm.
CAACCCUCAAUAACUGCUCCAUCUGUUAUUGAGUGGUUGUGGUACACAGUGUUACUUCUAUACAGUUAUUCUCUCUCUGUCGACAUCAGAAUUCUUCUGCCUUGAGGUGUAGCAGUAACUGAAUGUCAUCAUGGUCCAGACAUGGCACCUGGGAGCAUGCGUGUCUCUUCUGCUUCUCAUAAAUAUCACAAGCGCAAACGUAAUCCCACUCCGAGAAUUACAUUUCAAUCCUGACCGUUAUUCCGAAAGUCGUGGAACUCGUGCUGAUGAGGAUUACCAUUUGCCAAAAACAGUUAAACCAGAAUUCUAUAAAAUAACACUAACACCAAAUUUUGAUAACUUUACUUUUAUUGGUACAGUAGAUAUCACUGUAAGCGCACCAAAUGGAACAGACUCUAUCAGUCUUCAUUAUGACAAAAUUACUGUUGAUACAGUGAUCGUGAGUUGUAACAAUGUAGAAAUACCUUUAAACGAUAGUUAUGUAGAAGCCACAAAUAUUUUCACACUCGAAUUAGAGACACCACUCAUAUCUGAAGAAAGCUGCAUAAUUCACAUUGACUACGAAGGUGUCCUCCAUGAUGACAUGGCUGGUUUCUAUAGAAGUUCUUAUACAACUGCUGAUGGUGAAGAAAGGUGGCUUGCUGCAACACAAUUUGAGCCCACAGAUGCUCGUAGGGCUUUCCCAUGUUUUGACGAACCUGGACUGAAAGCUGCCUUCCAAAUCAACAUUAGAAGAACUAAGGACUUGAAAUCAAUCAGUAAUAUGAAUUUGCUGUCCUCAAAAGACACUGCGGAUGGUUUAGUAGAAGACUCAUUUGCUGUAUCACCACUGAUGUCCACCUAUCUGGUAGCCUUCAUAGUCUCAGACUUCAAACAGCUGUCUCUAAAUGAUGACCAUCAUUUGUACCGCAUUUGGGUAAAAGGAGAUGCCUUAACACAAGCCAGUUACAGUAUGUCUAUCAGCCCUGGCAUUAUCGAGUUUAUGGAAAACUUCACUGCAAUUCAAUAUAAAUUUCCAAAACUGGAUCAAGCAGCAGUACCUGACUUUGCAGCUGGUGCCAUGGAAAACUGGGGUCUUGUUACAUACAGAGAGAGACUGUUGCUGUACUCAGAAGGCACUUCAACAAGUUCCAACAAACAAAACAUUGCUUCAGUGAUUGCUCAUGAGUUUGCACAUCAGUGGUUUGGCGACCUGGUCAGUCCCCAAUGGUGGGAUUACCUCUGGCUGAAUGAAGGCUUCGCUACUUACUUUGAGUUCUUUGCCACUCAAGCGGUGGAGCCUAACUGGCGUCUAGAUCAUCAGUUUGUAGUGAAUGCACACCAGAAUGCGCUAGCAGCUGAUUCUUCAGCUACAACCCAUCCUAUAACAGCUUCAGUGCAUACCCCUGCACAAAUCAAUUCCAUUUUUGAUACCAUCUCAUAUGAUAAAGCUGGUUCCAUCAUCAGGACUGCAGAGCACUUCCUGACACAUAACACAUUUGUGAAGGGACUCAGAAGAUACUUAGGAAUAAAAGCAUUUGAAGCUGCAACAGCCGAUGACCUUUUUGAUGCACUAGCCACACAGGCAGAUGCUGACAACAUUUUCCAAAAUGACACUGAUUUGAAUGUUAAAACCAUCCUGAAGUCCUGGACUGAACAAGCAGGGUAUCCUUACAUCACUGUACAAAGAACAGAAAAUGGCAUUCACAUCAGUCAGAAAAAAUUCCUAAUCAGUGGAGAGACUGAAGAAGAGCCAGCAACAACUUGGUGGGUGCCCAUCACAUACACUACAAAUAACAGUAUCGACUUUGAAAACACUGCACCAAAAGUGUGGCUAAGAAAUAUAAGCGAAGAUGAUAUAGAACUUACACUUGCUGACAAUGAAUGGGUUAUUCUUAACAUUCAAGAAACAGCAUUUUAUCGUGUGAUUUACGAUGAUGUGAACUACGAGCUUCUGAAAGAUUACCUCAAUUCCGAUAACUAUAUAAACAUCCACCCUCUGAAUAGAGCACAGCUGCUGGAUGAUUCUCUGUAUCUUGCCCGAGCUGGUCUCCUAAGCUACUCCACAGCCCUUGACCUAACCACAUAUCUAGCUGCUGAAACCGAUUUCGUCCCAUGGGUAUCAUUCUACAGGGCUCUCACAUUCCUCAACACAAGAUUUGCUGGAACUGAAGAUUAUGAUUUAUUCAAGAAUUAUGUUCUGCAGUUGAUACAAAAUCUGUAUAGAUCUGUUGGAUUUAAUGCAUUAGAAUAUGAUGAACAUCCCACAAAGUUGAUACGAGUCACCACUUUGACUUGGGCUUGUAAUUUUAAUUAUGACCUGUGUCUCAACAGUGCCUCAGCACUAUUCAGAACCUGGACAGAUAGUACAAGCAGAAUUAAUAGGAUUCCACCAGACCUCAGGAGUGUCGUGUAUUGUUCAGCUGUAAGCAAUGGUGGAGUAGAUGAGUGGGCCUUCCUUUAUGACGAGUUCUUGAAAUCUAAGGUAGCAAGUGACCAGGUUCUCAUUCUGUCUGCCCUUGGAUGCACAAGAGAUGUAACUCUGCUGAGGCAGUAUCUUACUAUUGCCAUCACACCAGAAUCAAAAAUCAGAUUGCAAGAUGCACAGACUGUUUUCUCUGCAGUGUACAGCAGACCAGAAGGAGUUGAUGUGGCAUUCGAUUUCCUCUCAAAUAAUUUUGUUGCAGUUCAACAAUAUUUUGCAUCUACAAGUGGUCUUAGAAACAUCAUCUCUGGAAUAGCAUCUCGAAUGACAACACAUGCCCAACAUCAAAAGCUCAGUGACUUCGUUUCUCAACAUGAAACAGAUCUGGGAUCUGCUCUUGCAGCAGCUAAAGCUGCUGUGGAAACUGUAACAGCAAAUCUUGCAUGGUUUGAUAAGUACAGACAAGAUAUUUCAGAAUGGAUGGUAGCAUAUACUGAGACUACCACCAGUGGCCCGACUACCACCACUGGCCCAACUACCACCACUGGCCAAACUACCACCACUGGCCCACCUACCAGUGAAACUCCUAUAACAACUACGGAUGCUGGAACCUCUCUAUCAUGCAACCCCCUUAUCAGUAUUAUCAUUUUGACUGGAUAUAUGGAACUGGAAGUUCAAAUAUGGGGACCAGUGAUUUCAGCAGGAAUUCAUACAGUCUUGAUACAGUGUAUGCAUAUUGCACUCAGAAGAACAAAUGGAGCAGAUGUCACAUUCACACCAUUUCGUCUGUUACUCACCAGAACAAUCAUGGCAACCAUUACAUAUAUGAUUGUUUUACUACUGUACAUGAUGCCAAGAGUAACAGCUAUGAUGCCAGAAGGCAGACUUCAAGCUACGCAGGUUAAAGCUUCAGACAACAGUUACCGCUUACCAAAAACUGCUGGACCCAUUUCAUACGAAGUCUAUCUCAAACCUGAUUUUGAAUCUUUCACGUUUGAAGGUGAUGUGAAAAUCAGAGUACAAGUAUUUGAAGACACAGAUACUAUUACCCUACAUAGUAACAGACAAACCAUAAGCAACAUCACAGUUACAAAUAACAAUGAAGUUAUACUGAGCACAAGCGAAGCAAAUAUUGACAGUGAAAAGCAUUUCCUAGUCAUAAGCAGUGAAUCAAAGUUUUUAAAAGGCACUGAAUACACCAUAAAUAUAGCUUUCACAGGAAUUCUUUCUGAAGAUAUGAACGGAUUCUACCGGAGCUCAUAUACCAUUGGAAACGAAAUAAGAUGGCUUGCAGCAACUCAGUUUGAGUCCACACACGCAAGAAGCGCUUUCCCUUGCUUCGACGAGCCCGAAUUCAAAGCUAAAUUCAAGAUCACGAUAGACACUCCACCAGAUUAUCACUCUCUAAGCAACAUGCCUACACCUGCGGCAUCGGAGCCUGAUGAAUCUGGUUGGAGAAAAUAUGAAUUUGCAGAAACAGAACUGAUGUCAACAUACUUGGUGGCAUUUAUAGUGUCAGAUUUUGAAAGUCUGAAAAGUAAUGCCCCGUACAGUUUCUCUGCAUGGGCUCGUCCAAAUGCUAUCGAGAAUGCCGAAUACAGUCAAACAAUUGGGCCUCCACUCGUGAACUUCUAUGAAAAUUACACAGGUAUAGAAUACAAGUUUCCCAAAAUCGACCAAGUAGCCGUGCCUGAUUUUGCUGCUGGAGCAAUGGAAAACUGGGGCCUCAUUACAUAUAGGGAAACAGGACUGCUGUAUUAUGAUGGAAUAUCUACAGAAAGUAACAAGAAAUCAACAGCUCUUGUUAUUGCCCAUGAACUUGCUCACAUGUGGUUUGGUAACUUGGUUACUCUCCAAUGGUGGGAUUACACAUGGCUGAAUGAAGGAUUCGCCCGUUUAUUUCAGUACCUUUCAACAGAUACAGUGGAAACAGAAUGGAGACUCAUGGAGCAAUUUGUGGUGGAUCAGCAACACACAGUGUUUGCAAAUGAUGCUCUCCUAAGUGCCCAGCCUCUAACCAGCGAGUCAAACACACCUGCAGAGAUAUCAGCUAAAUUUGGUACCAUCACUUAUAGCAAAGGUGGCUCUGUGUUAAGAAUGUUGAGGCAUAUCCUCACACCAGAAACCUUCCAAAAAGGAGUACAAAGAUAUCUAACUACACAUUCAUGGCAUAAUACAGUACCAGAGGAUCUUUUUAAUGCAUUGGAAGAACAAAGAAUAGAAGAUAACAUUAACACACACCACCCAGUGCACCAUUUCUUUGAGCCCUGGACUAUACAACCUGGGUACCCGGUCAUAAAAGUUGUGAGAGAAAAUGGCAAAAUUAGUGUGACACAGGAAAGAUUUCUUCUGAAAGACAAUGAAAAUAGUGAACUGAAAUGGUUUGUACCACUAACAUGGACAAGGGAGUCAGAGGCUCCUGAAGGAUUUCAAUCCACAGAACCAAAAGAAUGGCUCCAUCCCACCGAUACACCAACAGAACUGAACAUAGAAAUAAGUCCCGAAGAGUGGAUAAUAUUCAACAAUCAGGAAACAGGUUAUUACCGGGUAAACUAUGACUCUGAGAGCUGGCGACUCAUUAGCGAUGGUCUGCAUGCUAACCAUGACAGUAUUCAUCCUGUGAACAGAGCACAACUGUUGGAUGAUGCACUUAACCUCGCCCGAGCUGGAAAAUUAGACUAUUCAACGGCCCUUCAAGUGACAGUGUACCUUCACCAUGACCAUGACUAUAUUCCUUGGACUGCUGCACUUAAUGCCUUCUCUUUCCUUGACAGAAGGCUUACUAAUGAUCAAGGACAUACAGAUUUCAAGGACUAUGUUUUAUCCCAACUUCAACAUGUGUAUGAGACACUAGGCUUUCAAGAACAGGACAGUGACAACCAAGUAACAUUACUGUUCAGGGUCAGUGUACUAACAUGGGCCUGUCGCCUUGGUCUGCAAGAAUGUAUCGACACAGCUGUGAGCAUGUUUAAACAGUACCAAGAAAAUACAGAAAACAACAGAAUUCCUGCAAAUCUGAGACGUCUAGUUUUCUGCACAGCCUUAGAACAUGAAGGGGAAGAGGAGUGGAACUUCCUCUGGGAACGCUACCAAGAAUCAAUCAUCACUACUGAACAAGUAACCAUUCUCUCAGCUCUGGGUUGCACCAAAAAUGAAGAACUCCUAAAGCAGUACCUGGAAAAGUCAAUUAACAGUAACUCUGGAAUCCGAAAGCAAGAUGCAGCCAGCGUGUUCUCAUCUGUGUAUAGCAAUCCUGAUGGAGUAGCAACAGCCUUCGAUUUCCUCAAAAAUAACUUCAAUGAAAUUGCUAACAAUUAUGGAGGGAUGAAUGCCGUUGCCAACAGCAUAACUGGUAUUGCAGGAAGACUGACCACAGUAGAACAAGUUAACGAUCUUGAAACAUUCAUCAAUGCUAAUUCUGAAGCACUUGGAUCUGCAGCUGAGUCUGGAAGGAAUGCAGUAGAGGCUGCUAAAGCAGACGUGGAAUGGACCAGUAAGCACAAGAAUGGAAUUCUAACUUGGUUAAGAAACAGACAGAAUUCAGGGGAUGGAAGUGCAAACAUUGUUAUAAACAUAACUGUAAUAACCACAGCAUUCCUUGUAGCAUUACUUACAUAAUACCCAUAUUUUCAUUCAUAUUCAUAUUUUAAGAAUCAUUUUUAAAAAUCAAUUUUAGAUUUAGUUUUAACCUAACUAUUAAAUUUGUUUUACCCUAACUGUUAUUUUUACUGUUUAAUCACAUGUAUGAUUGUUGUUUGAAUCAAUGUCUAGUCUAGUCUAGCUGAGGAAUUGAAUAUAUAUAAAAAGUAACCUUUUAUGAACCAUAUGUACAUAAAAUUGGAAUGCAAGCACUACAGUUCAGUGGUUGAGUGUGUAGAUUUGCAGUAUCUAAUGAUGGCCAAUUAGGGUCGAAACAUGUAGUCUUAUAUGUCAAUAAACAAUUGUUGCGUUGACAGUAGAAUUUAUA